AUGUCAGAUUCUACUCUGUCAAACUCAGUAGAUGAGUUUAUCCCACAUACAGUAAAUGAACUUGGGAAGAAAAGCUCAAAUGUCACCGUCACCACCGUGUCUCAACUACCUGAACCAAACUAUGAAAGCAUAUCAGUAAUUAGAGAGAUUUUGUUUAUGUUUUUCAUGUGUAUGUCACAAUUGUUAACACAAGCAGCCGUGUCUCAAACAAUGAACACGCAGUUGAAGAUUGCUGACACGUACAGUAUUCAAGACGACCCGGGUGAAAUGUCUUGGUUUGCUGCUAGUUUUUCUAUGACAGCGGGUACGUUUAUUUUGGUCUCAGGAAGACUAGGCGACAUGUAUGGAUACAAAUGCUUGUACAUUAUUGGGUACUUGUGGUUUGGAGUAUUUUCGUUGUUGUGUGGAUUUGCUGGAUUAACAAAAUCAAAUAUUUUUUUCACAACCAUGAGAGGUUUACAAGGGAUAGGUCCAGCAUUAAUGAUGCCUAAUAGUCAAGCCUUGAUUGCUUCUUUCUACCCAGAAUCGUUCAAGAAAAAUGUUUGUUUAGCUUUGUUUGGGGCAAUAGCCCCCAGUGGGUUUGUUGUGGGAGCCUUGUUCAGUGGAUUAUUGGCUGACUUGGCAAAAUGGCAGUGGACAUUUUGGUUAUGUGGAAUUGUGAGUAUUUGUUUAGCUGCAUUGGCCUUUCUUAUAAUUCCAAAAAAGAUUGGCCUCAAAUCGGGUGGGAAAUUUGACUUCUGGGGUUCUCUUUUUGGAGUGUCUGGUUUAGUUUUGAUUAAUUUUGCAUUCAACCAAGGUCCAAACAUUGGAUGGCAUGUGCCUUAUGUUUAUGUGUUAUUGAUUGUUGGUUUUCUUUGCAUUGUGGCAUUCCAUUUUGUCGAAGAAAGAGUAGAAGAUCCGUUGGUGCCAAAAGAAGCCUUACAAGGUGAUACAGGGUUUAUCUUAGGUUGUAUUGCUGCUGGCUGGUCAUGCUUUGGUGUUUGGUUGUUUUAUACGCUUAGGUGGUCACUUGUGGUGGAUAAUGACAAUACAGUGAUGUCUGCUGUCAAGAUGAUUCCAUGUGGACCUAUGGGUGUUAUUGCUGCAAUCAGUGGUGCUGUAUUGUUAAUGAAAAUACCAUCAGCAAUAGUUAUGUUUCUUGCCAUGAUGGCAUUUUUCAUUGGCAUAGUAAUAAUGGGAACUAGGCCAGUGGGGCAAAUAUACUGGGCACAAAAAUUUGUCAGUUUGUUAAUUCAACCCAUUGGAAUGGAUAUGUCAUUUCCAGCUGCCUGUAUUUUAUUGAGUUCCUCAUUGCCAAGCCGUCAACAGGGAAUAGCUGGGUCCUUGGUUUCAACAUUUGUCAACUACUCGAUCUCUAUUGGGUUAGGAUUUGCCGGUACAGUUGAAUACUACACUACAAAGAAUAAAGAGUCAAAUUUGAAUACAAGCAUACUUGGAAUGAGGAAUGCAUUCAGAAUGGGAAUGGGGUUGGCUGGUGUGGGUGUUGUGCUCUCUUCCAUAUUUAUGUUAAUCCAAAUCAUCAACAGAAGAAAGCUGGCACGGUUACAAGAUAUAUAA
Candida dubliniensis CD36 is the source of this 1557-nucleotide messenger RNA. RefSeq lists its product as uncharacterized. Lineage: Eukaryota; Fungi; Ascomycota; Pichiomycetes; Serinales; Debaryomycetaceae. The coding region runs from base 1 to 1557 and encodes 518 amino acids. Gene Ontology annotation, molecular function: transmembrane transporter activity. The record is from RefSeq and is a predicted model, not a curated record. Gene Ontology annotation, biological process: transmembrane transport. Gene Ontology annotation, cellular component: membrane. The transcript has a single exon.